AUUAAAGCACUCACAAAUCACAAUAACUCUCUCAACAUAGAGAAGAGAGAAUUUUAUCGUCCACCUCAGUUUAGGAGGGAAAAACCUAAAGCUCUGCUAUUCAAGACGACACACAGAGAAAGAGAGAGAGACAGAGAGAGAGAGAGAAAAAAACAAAAUCUUUUGGUAAAUAGUCUCUCAGGAAAAAAAAUGUUUGCAGCAGAGAAUGGACUCAAGGGAGACCCAAGGCUUCAAGCCAUUUCAGAAGCCAUAAGGGUCGUUCCUCACUUCCCAAAACAAGGAAUUAUGUUUCAAGAUAUAACAACGUUGUUGCUGGAUCACAAGGCGUUCAAGGACACGGUGGAUAUUUUCGUUGAUCGUUACAGAGACAUGGGCAUCUCUGUUGUUGCUGGGGUGGAAGCCAGAGGAUUCAUGUUUGGUCCGUCCAUUGCCUUAGCUAUUGGAGCAAAGUUUGUUCCUUUGCGUAAACCUAGAAAGUUACCAGGCGAAGUAAUUUCGGAAGCGUAUGUCCUGGAGUAUGGAACUGAUUGUCUGGAAAUGCAUGUUGGGGCUGUUCAGCCCGGCGAGCGUGCAUUGGUAAUCGAUGAUUUGGUAGCUACGGGUGGGACUUUAUCGGCAGCCAUAAGACUUUUAGAACGUGUGGGGGCCGAAGUGGUUGAAUGUGCAUGCGUUAUUGGGUUGCCUGAGGUUAAGGGACAACGCAGGCUUAACGGAAAGCCACUUUAUAUCCUUGUUGAGCCACGCAAAAUAGAUAAUGGCUAUUAAGAUCUGUGGUUUGAUUCUGCUUGGGUUGACUUAUAGAAAAGAUGAUGCUUCAGCAAACAGGCCACAAUAUGUUUCUCAACCGAGUUUUGGCUGGGUCCAACCCUAUGGGGAUCUGUCUCUUCUGUAGGCUGUUAUGUCCAUUUAUAGUUUUGAACAAGCAUGGCUUAAGAAUUGUUGUCCCAUGAUGUUGAUUUUUUUAUUAGGUAUCAUUUAGUCCUCAUUAUAGCAAAUCUUUGGUUGAAUGCCCUUCUUCCUUUGGGCUGAUUUAGGCAGUUCUAUUUUUCAGCUUAAUCACUAUUUCCUUGAAAUACAUUCUC
Molecule: messenger RNA, 1082 nt
Organism: Corylus avellana
Lineage: Eukaryota; Viridiplantae; Streptophyta; Magnoliopsida; Fagales; Betulaceae
Gene: APT5
Product: adenine phosphoribosyltransferase 5
Biological process (GO): adenine salvage
Cellular component (GO): cytosol; cytoplasm
Molecular function (GO): adenine phosphoribosyltransferase activity
Source: RefSeq, a predicted model, not a curated record